Messenger RNA from Sinocyclocheilus grahami, 796 nucleotides. RefSeq names its product transmembrane emp24 domain-containing protein 3-like. NCBI's taxonomy places the organism in Eukaryota, Metazoa, Chordata, Actinopteri, Cypriniformes, Cyprinidae. The transcript has 3 exons. The record is from RefSeq and is a predicted model, not a curated record. The annotation marks the transcript as partial.
UGCUUUUACGAGGACCUAGAGCAAGGAGCAAAGUUUGAUGUAGACUUUCAGGUUAUUGCUGGAGGAAACUAUGAUGUUGACUGUUUUGUGACAGAUCCACUGAAUAAUCUGCUGUAUCAAGAACGCAAAAAGCAAUAUGACAGCUUUUCCCAUACAACAACCAUGAAGGGAGUGUACAAGGUCUGCUUUAGCAAUGAGUUCUCAACCUUCUCUCACAAAACUGUUUAUCUGGACUUCAGAACUGGAGAGGAUGUCAGAUUAAUGCCUGGCAUGAACAGAGCAACAGCUCUCACACAGAUGGAGUCAGCCUGCCUGUCUGUCCAUGAGAUCCUGAAAGUGGUUUCAGACUCUCAGACUUGGUAUCGUCUUCGGGAGGCUCAGGACCGUAUCAGGGCUGAAGACCUGAGUGAACGUGUGCACUUUUGGUCCAUUGGGGAGACCAUCAUCCUGUUUGUGGUCUGUAUUGGCCAGGUGCUUAUGCUUAAGAGUUUCUUCAAUGAGAAGAAAGCCAAUGUUGCCACCAGCACAUAGACCUAGGUUUCUAGUCUGCCAUCUUCUCUCCAUUAAUCAGCUGAUUAAUCAGUCUGAUCCCCUUAAAACAAGCUUGACUGAUGCCUACAACCAACCAAAAAUUACCUCUGUCAAACAAAAUGCCUUAAUUAUAGAGUAAUGCACUAAAAUGCUAUGCAGAGUUCAAUAUCUUGUGUAGUAUAUUCAAAUUGGCCUCUAUGUACAUUACUCACAAUUGCAGUAAUGGAAAUUGACCUGCUGCACCAUUAUUCUGCCAACUCUUAAU